Mobula hypostoma (lesser devil ray) is the source of this 1601-nucleotide messenger RNA. RefSeq names its product PEST proteolytic signal-containing nuclear protein-like. Gene Ontology annotation, cellular component: nucleus. The record is from RefSeq and is a predicted model, not a curated record. The transcript has 5 exons. Bases 35 to 574 code for a protein of 179 amino acids. NCBI's taxonomy places the organism in Eukaryota, Metazoa, Chordata, Chondrichthyes, Myliobatiformes, Myliobatidae. Gene Ontology annotation, biological process: protein ubiquitination; proteasome-mediated ubiquitin-dependent protein catabolic process.
CAGGAGCCUCCAGGCAGUGUUAGGGUGAUUGGAAAUGGCGGAGCGAACGCAUUUGGAGCAGGCGAAGCUGCAGGAUGAAGGACCAGAAGAGAAAGCAGAGAAAACUGUGAAAACUAAGACUGUUUCUUCCAGUAAUGAAGGAGAAAGUUCAAGUCGAAAUGCAGAGAAAAGAGCAGCUAACGAAAGAGAUCAAGACGACUCAGCUGUUGGGGAUACAAACAACAAACCCACGCCUGCAAAAGUCACAAAAGUUGGAUUUUCAAUAGGAAAUACAACAUUAAAGAAGCCAGCCCCAAUAUCCAUCAAGUUAGGAACAAAUAAACCAAAAGAAAAUCCACCUGUCCUAGCUCCAAAGAAGCCUUCAGUUGCUGCAGUCUUUAAUGAAGAUGAUGAUAGUGAGCCAGAAGAAAUGCCUCCAGAAGCAAAAAUGCGCAUGAAGAAUAUGGGAAGGGAAACACCAACAUCAGCAGGACCAAAUUCUUUCAACAAAGGAAAACAAGGAUUUUCUGAUAACCAGAGGUUAUGGGAACGGAAAAUGAAGAGUCAGCUGCGAAAUUUUGCAGAUGAUGACUAAAAUGACCAGAGUUGAAUGCGAUGGGGGAUAUGGAAUAGAAAUUUAGGGAUUAACAUAUGUUCAAAAUCCUCCAGAUUGUUUUGGAAUGGAAACCAUUCAGUGAUGGGUGUAUAAUGUAUACUUAAAGACUUUCUCACUAUAAAUUGUAAUGAGUGCAAUGUGUUUAGUAAACAUUGAUACAAGUGGCAGAAUAUUUCAACAGAAUUUGACAUUUAGAUCUUGUCAUUUUUCAAAGCUACCACUGAUUAUUUUUAGUGAUGCGGUGUGCUGUUUGAUUUGGAGUGCUAUAAAUUAACAUAUGUUCCUAUUAGUACCUAAAAGGAAGAGUUUAAUUUUUUGCAUUUGAAAAGUUCAUGGUCAUUAAUUGCCUAGUUGCAGAGAAUAGUUUUAUGCUUCAUAUUGGGGAGGGGUAUUUUUGUGUUGAGCACAUUUUAAAUUGUGCAAGUACUUAAAAAAAAAAACUACCCUAAAGUGUUUAUAUUUCCCAGUGCAACAUUAUUCCCCAGCAAAAAGAUUGCCUAGUGAUACAGUCCUAAGUUGUGUGUAGACUUAAGUGGGAAUAGUUUAACUUUGCCUUGUGAUGUGAAACAUGAAAUCACCAAGUAUUGGAAUGAAACAAGAAAAUGUGCAGAUUAGUUCUAACAAGCGCCAAGUCUAAAUUAUUUUCAAUAGAAGUCAUCCUUCACAAUACAUACAUAAUUUAGCAUGUGACUGACCUGUUAAAGAAUAUGGUGAAUAUAUAUCAUCAUUCCAAAUCUCAUAAGAAAUGUAUUCAGUGAAAGUAGUCACCAAGCAAUUGGAUGGGCAGAAGGAUUAGCAAUUUUAUGCCACACAUUAAAAGUUAAAAUAACUGAUUGUGAUUGUAACCACAUGAAUCAGUAAGCCUUAACCUUGCUGGAUUUUUUUUUACUCUCCUAGUCUCUGCAUUCCAGAGUUUAGAAUUAGUUCUGUUGAGCAACUGCAAUAAAUUGUAAAUUUCAAAACAGAAUGGAGUUACUGAUCCAGUGUACUACAGGAUAUUCACCUC